This is a messenger RNA of Rotaria socialis, 300 nucleotides long. NCBI's taxonomy places the organism in Eukaryota, Metazoa, Rotifera, Eurotatoria, Philodinida, Philodinidae. The record is from the annotation of a GenBank genome assembly.
AUGUUAUCAUUGCUGAGAAUGAAUGCAACAGUAUCAACAAUCAUCGCUCUCGAUAUAAUACCUGAUCCUGAAAACAAUCAGAUAUCUAUUUUUAAACAAGAGCCGAAUCUAAAUGAAUCAUCAACAAUGGAUGAAGCUGAUAUACAAGUGAUCAAUAUCAAUGAAGAUGAAUUAGAAAUUGAAUUAGGUCUUGAUUUCGGUGAUUAUUAUGAUACCGAUUAUGAUGAAUACGAAGAAGAUGAAAAUGAAAUCAUUCAACAGCUUGAAGCUGUUGAUCCAAAUCAAUGCCCUGGUGCUUAG